GCACAAGAAUGACAUUACUUGAAUACAGCUACAAAAGUAUGAAAUGACAUAACAAUUACCAUGGUGAAGAACUACAAGUGCAGCCUCAGACUGGUCCACGACACUGCCUUGUACGCGUCAGGAGGAAGAUUGCGUAAAGUGGUAACCGCCACUGCAUGGAGCUACAUGGAGGAACUCAGGAAGGCGGGUAGAAGUACUCACGAGUUGGAAGGCAUGCGUUCGUCAUGGCAGUUGCAGGAGCGGAGACCGAGGAUGAUCGUGUUUCACGUCGAUAUGCGCUUCAUCAAGAACCUCGGCGAAUCUUGUACAGGGACAAGAAUUUCAGGCGAUGCGUACUGCCCCGAAUCAUGCUGCGUCAAAGGCGGUCUAUGGACGCGGUCGAAUGAUAGCUGCGGAGAAACAUCUCCCUCUCAAUCUGUGCCAUUCGUCAUCAUUUCAGUCGAAGGAGUAGAAACGAACGAUGAGCUCACGAAAGAAACAUGUAUUGAGCCGAAUUUCUCACGGGUUGCCAGUAGGAACGUGUUCGACAUGUCUAACAGAAAACAUUUUGUGGAUACCUGCUGUUCGAUGUGUCUCCUCGUGCUCGACAUGUUGAGAAGAAUGUUGAUCCUCGCAGCUCAGAUUAACUCAGAUGGCCGACAUAACGCAUUCAAUGCGACUCUGUUGAUAUCAAGACUGAGGAGACCGCGCCGUGACAUAGGGAAUGCUGGAUUCGAUGGUAUCCGGUCCAAUAAAAAUUCUGUUUACCUGGGCUAG
This is a messenger RNA of Suillus paluster, 756 nucleotides long. RefSeq lists its product as uncharacterized. The transcript has 6 exons. NCBI's taxonomy places the organism in Eukaryota, Fungi, Basidiomycota, Agaricomycetes, Boletales, Suillaceae. The record is from RefSeq and is a predicted model, not a curated record. Bases 61 to 756 code for a protein of 231 amino acids.